AUAACGACUAAAAUAAUAAUAAUAAAUAAAAAGAAACGUCACCCUGCCACCUAAGCAGUAGAAUUGACGUACACGGUUGAGUGAAAUUUCUUCAAACAUAAAAAUGAGUAGAAAUAAUGUAAAACAAAAAAAAAAAAAAAGAGUAGAGAGCAUUGCAAAUGUCACCGUUUUAUUUUAUAUAAUAAUCUAAUUCGCAUUCAAAAUUCAACGCCGAGGACUCUCUCUCGCUCUCGCUCUCGCUCUCCCUCUCCCUCCGUCACAAUCACCACUGGUUUGUGCGAAGCAGUUUUAAGUUGCCAUGUCGAAGGGAUUAUUGAAAAGUGAAGAGUUGUAUCAGUAUGUGCUGGAGGCUAGUGUGUACCCACGCGAAACUGAGCCUCUUAGAGAGCUAAGAAAUAUCACUGCUAGUCAUCCGAGGGCUGGAAUGGCCACUUCUCCAGAUGCUGGGCAGUUAAUAGCCCUGCUUUUGCAGCUAGUAAAUGCGAAAAAGACAAUAGAAGUGGGAGUCUUCACUGGGUACUCCCUUCUCCUCACGGCUCUUUCAAUCCCUGAGGAUGGUAAGAUUACUGCCAUAGAUGUCAAUCGCGAGACAUAUGACAUAGGACUACCAAUCAUAAGAAAAGCUGGUGUCGAGCACAAAAUUGACUUCAUGGAAUCUGAGGCUCUGCCAGUUCUUGAUAAGCUACUGAAAGAUCAUGGAAAUGAAGGCAGUUUCGACUUUGCUUUUGUUGAUGCUGACAAAAUCAAUUAUUGGAACUACCAUGAGAGGCUACUAAAAUUGCUGAAGGUGGGUGGAAUAGUAGUCUAUGAUAACACUCUUUGGGGAGGGACAGUUGCUAUACCUGAAGAGGAAGCCCCAGAGGCUAUGAGAAUGGGCAGACAGCUUACAAUUGAACUCAACAAAUUGUUUGCAGCUGAUUCUCGUAUCCAAAUCUCACAUGCGUCGUUGGGUGAUGGAAUUACAAUCUGCAGGCGACUUUAUUAAUCUUCUGCUUGAACAUUAAACUCAUUUUACUUCCUCUGCGGAGUUUCAAGUGAAAGUGCAUCAUCUCCAUGAUUUCACGAGCUUGUAAUGUUAUCUAAAGUAUUGUCUGAUGCACUUUAAGAUGAUUUAAACAGAUGAAGUUACAGGUUUGUUUGCAUGCCA
This is a messenger RNA of Ricinus communis (castor bean), 1147 nucleotides long. RefSeq names its product probable caffeoyl-CoA O-methyltransferase At4g26220. Bases 299 to 985 code for a protein of 228 amino acids. The transcript has 6 exons. Gene Ontology annotation, molecular function: S-adenosylmethionine-dependent methyltransferase activity; O-methyltransferase activity. The record is from RefSeq and is a predicted model, not a curated record. NCBI's taxonomy places the organism in Eukaryota, Viridiplantae, Streptophyta, Magnoliopsida, Malpighiales, Euphorbiaceae.